AAAUUGGAUAGAACAAUGACGAGGCAAGUACUGCUGUUGAUUAUCUGUCUCCUCUUCGUCGGCACAGUGCUCGGGCAGGUCAGCUACUCUAUUCCGGAAGAAAUGUCCAGAGGAUCUUUGGUGGGAAAUAUAGCUCAUGAUUUAGGUUUGCAAACCAAACGUUUAGCGUCUGGUAAAGCUCGAAUUUACACCCGAGAUAGCGAUGAGUACAUCGAGCUGAAUAGAGAAAGAGGAGUCCUCCUUGUUAAAGAGAGAAUCGACAGAGAGGCGCUUUGCAGACAGACGACGCCGUGUGCGUUACAUUUUCAGAUAAUACUGGAGAAUCCUAUGGAACUUUACACGGUUACAGUCCAGAUCACAGAUAUUAAUGAUAAUGCACCAACCUUUGAAAAAAGUGAAAUGAAAUUCAAGAUUGCCGAGUCAGCGACCAUCGGUGCAAAAUUUGUACUGGAAAGAGCUGUGGAUCUAGAUGUUGGAAUAAACGAUCUUAAAAGCUACGAAUUAAAACCAACAGACAAUUUUGCUCUUAAAUUGCACAAUAAUGCUGAUGGAAAUAAAAAUGUUGAGAUGGUGUUACAGACACCUUUAGACAGAGAGAAACAAGAGCAGAUAUCUCUGGUGUUAACGGCUGUAGAUGGAGGAGAGCCGCAGAUGUCAGGAACAAUGCUGAUUCGUAUUACAGUUUUAGACGCUAAUGAUAAUGCUCCUGUUUUUACACAACACACAUAUACAGCUACAGUUACUGAGAAUUCACCUAAAGGCACAGUUGUAGCCACUGUUACAGCCUCAGAUGCAGAUCAGGGCUCUAAUGGUAAAAUAACAUACUCGAUCACGAAUACAUUAGACGACAUCAGGAAAGUAUUUCAGGUAAAUAAGGAUAAUGGUGAUGUAACUUUAAUCGGAAAUAUUGACUUUGAAGAGUCACGAAACUAUCAAAUAAAUCUGCUUGCUAGUGAUGAAGGCGGACUCACGGAUUCUUGUAAAUUAAUUGUCGAUGUACGAGACAUAAAUGACAACAAGCCUGAAAUCAACAUCCUGUCAAAAUCAAAAAUGAUAUCAGAGGAUGCUAAACUCAACACAGUCGUUACCAUGAUAAACAUUGAAGACCUAGAUUCAGGACAAAAUGGGAAAGUGCAAUGCAUUAUCAGUGAAAAUGUCCCUUUUAUUUUAAAAAUGUCGACUGGAAAUUUCUAUAGUUUAGUAACAGACAGUGAUUUGGACAGAGAGAGAUCCUCUGAGUAUAAUAUAACUGUUACCUGCUCUGAUGAGGGAGUGUCCUCCCUCUCCAGUAGCAUCACUCUCACCUUACAGAUCUCUGAUGUGAAUGAUAACGCGCCUGUCUUUGAGAGGAGCUCAUAUGAGGCCUACAUUGUAGAAAACAACACACCAGGCCUCUCUAUAUUCACAGUGAAAGCCAGAGAUGCUGACUGGAACCAGAAUGCCCGUGUUUCUUACAUACUGGAGGACUCCACUGUUAACGGAGUGCCAGUCUCCUCAUAUGUUUCCGUUAGUGCUGAUAGUGGAGUCAUCCAUGCAGUUCGCUCUUUUGACUACGAGCAGAUCAAAGAUUUCCAGUUCCGUGUCAAAGCGCAAGAUGGAGGCUCCCCUCCACUCAGUAGUAAUGUGACUGUGGAAAUAAUGAUCCAGGACCAGAACGACAACCCCCCUCAGGUUCUGUACCCAGUCCAGACUGGUGGCUCUCUGGUGGCUGAAAUGGUUCCUCGUUCAGCAGAUGUGGGCUAUCUUGUCACUAAAGUGGUGGCUGUGGAUGUGGACUCUGGACAGAAUGCCUGGCUCUCCUAUAAACUGCAGAAAGCCACAGACAGGGCGCUGUUUGAAGUGGGCUUACAGAAUGGAGAAAUAAGAACUAUCCGCCAGGUGACUGAUAAAGAUGCUGUGAAACAAAGACUGACUGUUAUAGUGGAUGACAACGGUCAGCCCUCUCGCUCAGCUACAGUCAUUGUUAACGUGGCGGUGGCGGACAGCUUCCCUGAAGUGCUGUCAGAGUUCACUGACUUUACACAAGACAAGGAGUACAAUAACAACCUGACUUUUUACUUAGUGUUGGCUCUGGCUGUAGUUUCCUUCCUUUUCAUCACGUGUUUAGUAGUUAUUAUAUCAGUGAAAAUCUACAGAUGGAGACAGUCUCGCAUCCUGUAUCACUCCAAUCUGCCUGUGAUUCCAUAUUAUCCACCACGUUACUCAGACACUUUGGGGACAGGGACCCUCCAACAGGUGUACAAUUAUGAAGUGUGCAGGACGACUGACUCCAGAAAGAGUGACUGUAAGUUCGGCAUAGGUGGUAGUCAAAACGUGCUGAUAAUGGACCCCAGUUCUACAGGGACGAUGCUGCGGAUACAGAGUGAAAAGAGCAUCCUGGAUGAACCAGACUCUCCUUUAGAGGUUGGUCAAUUCCUUACAAAACAGUCAUCUAAUUUAUGUAUUGUUGCAAUUUAA
Scomber scombrus (Atlantic mackerel) is the source of this 2457-nucleotide messenger RNA. Its product is annotated as protocadherin beta-16-like. Gene Ontology annotation, cellular component: plasma membrane. Gene Ontology annotation, biological process: homophilic cell-cell adhesion. Gene Ontology annotation, molecular function: calcium ion binding. The transcript has a single exon. Bases 16 to 2457 code for a protein of 813 amino acids. Lineage: Eukaryota; Metazoa; Chordata; Actinopteri; Scombriformes; Scombridae. The record is from RefSeq and is a predicted model, not a curated record.